Messenger RNA from Brienomyrus brachyistius, 6972 nucleotides. It is a transcript of the gene scn2b, whose product is annotated as sodium channel, voltage-gated, type II, beta. The transcript is spliced from 5 exons. The record is from RefSeq and is a predicted model, not a curated record. Bases 50 to 718 code for a protein of 222 amino acids. Lineage: Eukaryota; Metazoa; Chordata; Actinopteri; Osteoglossiformes; Mormyridae. Gene Ontology annotation, cellular component: membrane.
AAGUACAGCCGCGUUUAUAUAUACGACACAAACGAUUUUUAUAUACAUCAUGGUUUCUUCGUUCCAAGUGGGAAACAAAUCGUGGAAGUCAGCUGUCAACUUAAGCUUCAUGGCAAUGAUGAUUUUUGCUAUGGAUUCUCCUGCCUCAUCUAUGGACGUGACGGUGCCCUCCAAGGUCAUCGCACUCAACGGCACCACUGCCAGAUUACCCUGUACCUUUACCUCCUGCUACAAGAUUGAUAUCAAUAGGUUUGCCAUGAACUGGACCUACAAGGAAACUCUCAACGACACAGAGGAGAUAUUUAUGACAUUUAAACACCGGGUGACUGUCAUACGGACGGAGCGGUUCGACGACAGGGUGGUGUUUGCCGGGAAACUGGAGAAGAAUGAUCUGUCCAUCACCAUCUCUGACGUCCAGCUGUCCGACAGUGGGAUCUACAAGUGUUAUGUGCGAAACCCCCCAGACCGGCAGCUGGGCAAUGCUUCGAUUUUUCUGGAUGUCCUCACAGAGUUGCCCCCGCCUCGGGACUCCACCAUCGCAGUAGUCGUGGGGGCCUCAGUGGGAGGAAUUCUGGCGGUGCUCAUCCUGUCCAUGGUGAUCAUCAAGUGCGUCCGUCGCCGGAGGAAACAAGAGCUCAUCUCCGACGAGCAGAAGAUGGAAGAGGAAGGGAAGACGGAUGCGGAGGGAGGCACCGAGGAGGGUACCAAGCAGCUAUAACCGGCCAGCACCGUCCUGGGAAGGCCGAAAGUUUGGUGAAGGCCCUCUUCCCCCCCCCCCUUGCUGGUAAAGAGAUCUAUGCCUGGUGAUUUCUUUUGUAGUCCUGUGACUAUCUAACCCCACCCCUCCCCCGACACAAAAUAACAAAAUAACCAGCCCGGUUGUCUACCUACUGUGCUCUCUGCUGGUUUUUCUGCCUCUUGCUCUGACUCGGGGUGGGGGAGCAGUGAAUCCCUGCGAGACAUAUUGUUGGCAGAGGAGCCCUAGCCCAUGGCAUUGCAGACAUUCCCAGAUAGAGCUGUGUGCUACUCUUGUAACUCAACAAGUAAAGCAUUGUGCUAACAAUGCAAAGGACAUGGGUUCACAUAACCAGGGAGUGGGCUGGAAUUUGCAUCCUUCCCUCUGCUGUAAGUGAUUUUGGAUGAAAGCGUGAGAUGUAGAGCUGAAUCUCACUGCGCCAUAAUGUGAAGUGUGUAAACGUAACACAAGAGGCAUUACACCUCUUAGUAUCUGUACCCGGCCAAGCUGGCAAAUCGAGGUUGUUGUCGCCGUUUUGCCGGUGCAAUGUUACGCCAUUGCUGCAACUUCGUUGCAUGACCAAAAUGCAGGAACAUUGUGCCUCACCGGUGGACCUCGUCGCAGGUUCUGCCCAUCCUCAGAACAAUGUUCGUGCAGCUAUGAGGCAGUGCUUGUGGUUGUGAGUGGGGGAGGGGGGGCAGUGCUGCUGGCCUAGCUGUUGGGUAGCAUUUUGUCACUGUCAGUGCUUGUUUUUGUGCGAUUGUGUAGUUUGUUUGUGUGAUGAGCCGUUCCUCAGCCCCCCCCUCCUAAAGACCCUUGGGCGUUGUCUGAGUAUGACGACUUUUUUACCGUCUUUGUGAGCGUUACGUCCUUCUUCCCUCCAGCUACCAUGGACAUUGGAGCCGUUAUCCUGACAGGUGGCCCCGGAAAACAGUGCCAAAAGCUUUGGGUGUGCUUGUUACUCCACAACACUUAGUGUAACGAGGGAAUACAGGUGCAAACGAUCGAUGUGGCGCCUUGCUUUAGAGUGAAGCACUGACCAUAGCAGAAAAGCUUCGAGAAUAGCUACUGGGUCCAGUAUCAACAGAUUCAUGCCAAGACGGGUUCAGACCAUUACAAAGAUUUCAACUGAUUAUCUUAUUUCGAGCAAAAUAUCAACUGCAAGUAUCACUAUUAUUUUAUGCCAAAAUUGUCCAGGGAUCACAUAAGUCAAUUAAAUAAAUUAUGUGAGGUGUCACCAGCAGGCACAAAUGGUUUCCAUUGUUCACCUUCUACCCUGUGAAUGUUCGUCAGUGUAAUUUCUGUUUUAAUCUUCAUGUUUUUUUCUGUCCAAGGAGAUGGUAUAAUCCUGUAUGUAGUAUCUUGCCUAGUUUCCGACUGGCAGCAUGGAGACGGUCUCUGUCGGUGUCGUGUGUGUUUUUCUGCCCUCCUUGGCAUGCAUUUUGCACUCUUUCUAUUCUGUUCUUUCUGAGACUGAGGACGUACGUCUUCAGUGCCGGCUUUGGCACUUAACUGCUCUUUAUUCUCUUCUCGUCUUCCAGACAUGCCUACUCUCUGCCCGAAGACGUCUACUGAAUUUUGCUCAAACGGCCAUCGCGCGACCCUCAUGCCCCACCUUUCCAGCUGCCCCCCUACUCCCCCCCCCAUCCAUCACCAUCUUUCACCAUCCUCACCUUCCUGUCUCGCUUGGAGGCCACGGACAAUAGAAGACGACCAAUUAGCAAACCCUUCUCCCUAAGUCGCCCUGCUGAUCCUUCUUCCAGCGGGAAUUUUAGCAUAGUCAGGUCACUACUUAUUCAUUAUUCAUUUUCUUGACACUGUCGUUUUUUUCUGGGCUAUUUUUUUUUCUCUUCCCACUUUUAUGCUCGUUGAUUUUUGUUCCUCUUACUAUCUGCCUUAGCUUGUUUUUGUUGCUGUUCCCCUGAGCUCUUUGCGUAGAAGUUACUUACUGUAUGUCUCAGAGCGAUAUUCCUCGCAGAGCUUAAGUAAACUCUAUGCUUGUGUUCCGCGGCCACCGAGUAAAUGGACACUGCACAGUGAAAGGCCAAAUGAACAGGGGCGAUUUUUAAAGCAAACCUCUCCCCCUUCGUUCUAGAUAGUUAUCUGUUUAAACUUGUUUUAUCUACUGACCAUAUCGAGAUGUAACUAAGGAAAUCUCUUUUGCCGACUGCCUGAUUCUGCGUGUCCGCACACCUCACGACACGCCGCGUUUCACGACAGCGGCAAGCCUUGCGUCCAGACUCUGGUCCCACCGUCGUUUGGAUGCGUGUUGACGUGAAUUUGGACCCAUUUGCACUUCUGAGUAAAGGCUGAUUUAUACUUCAGCGUAGAAUCUAUACUGUAGCCUGACUCCCCGAAAAUGUAACGUAACUACAGGGUCUCCCAAUCCGGUCCCCUGGGACUCGCAGUCGGUCCAUGAUUUUACUCCCUCUGAGCUCCCUGCCAGACAGUCCACAUCCCCAGGACUGGAUUGGGAAAGACCGGGCUACGGCAUAAGCGAAAGCAGUCUUUCUAAUAUUUCUCCUGCCAUGGCAUACCUGCCAAAAGGCAGCGUCUUUCUGCCGAUGCCGGUUGAAAAAUCUCUGGGCUACUGUGUAGGGCUACGUAGCUACCUACAGUGUUGAUUACACGCAGAAAUAUAAUUCAGCCUAAAGGCAGUAAUGUCCACAAGCAUGUGGUCCUGUGGGCGAACAGGAUAUUGUGCUGUGUCUACGGAUCUGACCACUGAAGAUCUUUAGCAUCGUCGCGUGUCUGUGAUCUUCUCUGAAUGUGUGAAGCAUAUUACCCUGAAAAUAACGGGGGGUGGAUCCCCUUUGUUCCAAACCCAGGGAUAUCCUGUGUUAUCUCUAUUGCUUGCUCACACAUAUACCUGUACAUUAGCUUUAUAGCCACUGUAACCCGCUUCAGCAUGUGGAGUUUUUGUUUUUUUGAUGCAUCUAGUAAAAUGCAUGGUGCUCUCUAGUUUGGUUCAUCAUAUUACCGGAGCUGUACUUGAAAAUAGGCAACAUAACCGAUUUCCCAGAGAGCCCAUCUUUUCCGCAGGUCGUGGCUCUGCCCAGGUCUGCAGUAACCCAUUGCUGUUUUGGCUGUGGUGGCUUCCAUCAUUCCUGUACAGCUCUCAAGGUUUAAGUAGCUCAGAUUGAGGUCAGGCCCACAGCUGAAGCAAAAACUCCUUGCUGAACCUCCUCCCUACAGACACCUGCUCAGAUACACUCACUUGCCAUAACCCACAGACACACACACAUACACAGACUCAGAAACAUUUGUAAAUAUAUCUUUGUGGGGACUCUUCAUGCAUUUCUAUGGGGAAAACCCUAAUCCCAACAUGACGCCCUCAACCCCUACCCAGCCCUAUCCUUAACCGCGAGUAACCAAACUAAAUACGAGACUUUUUGCAUUUUUAAAUUUUUUGAUUACAUUCACAGAUCUUUGUGGAACCCUGAAAAAUGGUCCCCACAAUGUAAUAUAAACCUAAUCCACACAUACAGACACACACACUCACUCACACUCACUCACACACAUACACACACACACACACACACUCCUAGCACUGCCCCUCAAAGUCUUAACUGAAUACAAUAAAAACUUAAAUAUAUAAAGACAAAUUCUUAAUUCCAAUACAUUCAGGGAAAAGAACAUUGUAACAAGUUCAACUAUAAAUUUAGAAGUACAAUUUAUAAAUCUAUAUAUUUUUACUUUUUAACCAAAAAGAGAAUGAAUAUUAUACAGUUUAUCCGAGUUACUGCCAUUUAUUACUGCACUCUCUGUCUUAACUGCAGUUUUUCAAAUGUCUGGGACUUUUGUCUGCUGUACAUGUUGUCUGUGGUACUUUUAUACAGCGACUGCAGAGAAUCCAGGGUUGCAGGAGUGCCUGAGAGUUGUGAUACUGGACAUAUCUGAACCAAGCCAUGACUUUGGCCUGUAAAUAGCAACUGACUACGAAGGAAUUCUAUCAGGUCGAAUUGUACAGUGUUACGUGACCAAUUCUGACCUUGCACUAAGCAAAACUGUGUUUUUUUGUUAUGUAAUGAUCUGCACUCUCAGUUUGUUUUUAGAGAGAACUGCCAGUCUGUGGUGACCUGACACCAUCUCAUAUACUGGGAUUGUGCCAACUCUGGUUUUCUGCCAUUACAGUCAGGACUCGUCAUUUUGUAAGAAAUGCGAUUACGCUGUUAAACCAUUCAUGGUAGGACCAGCAAGCAAACGCAACUUUAGUUGAGUAUUCUGUGUUCUGACAAACAAUCUACGCUUAGAAUAGCCACAUGUUAAAUGACAAGGUUGUUAGCGUAUGUUUUUAUAAUGCCAAAAGAAAAGCACACUGCAUCCUGCAUUACCUGAGGAAAAUAAAAACAGUUUUCUAUUAGUUCUGUAAGAUAAAGUGGUUUUUGGGAGGCUUUUGGGAAACUUAAAGUAAAAAGUAAACAGUUAAAGUACACAGAAUUUUAGCAUCUGGCUACAUGAAGGGAUCUGCGAGUCACCUUUGUGCAGGAGUCCUAAUUGAAAUUAGGGAUGCAUUCCCUGACGGACAGCUGUCUCUGAACUUUCUGCUUCUCAUGCUCCGUUCUUUCCUUUGAAACAAGCUGCUUUCACAUCUUUGCCAAAACUGUAUCGUCAGACUCAGUUUUUCCACUUGAGCUGUUUUCAUUGUUAUAUGUGAAAUAUUAUCUGCUUUUGUUGUUGUCUUUCCAUUCUCUUUCAUGUGUGUUUUGACGUUAAUACCGCUGUUGCUGCUUUUGGAUGUAGUAUUUGCGCACAUCGGAGGACAGGAGCUCUGUCUGUGACUGACUGUUUCUUGAGUAAUUUAAUUUAACUCAAGCUUGCUUUACGAUUCUGGGUGGCCACUAAUCAGAGGAUUACGGUAUUUAAUUAGCGAUGUAACUUUCACUGAAUUUACUGCAGGGGGUGGAGUUGGAAUCAUUCAUAACUACAGAUUUACAAGUCUGCAUUUUUAACGAUCUGUCAGUCUUUUGUUUACUGCUGAAACAUCACUGUGCAGCUUAUUCGUUCCAAUACAGUAAUUGGCUGUGUUCUUUUUUACUGUAUUUGCAAACUAUCCCACAAUUAGUUGAGUAUACUUCGCCUACACACACCACACGGAUUCUGAUAUAAGCUGUUUCACUGAUUAACGCUGCAGGACGUGACAGAAUGUAUAUACCCUGAGAGACCCAUACUGUAAAUGCAUCUUCAGAUUGAUGUGGCCAAAAUUGUUAUUUCAUAUACUUUGGAUUCUCAUGAACAUCGCCAUAUUAUUUAUCCUAAACAAAGUCAAGACACAGGGGCAUGUUUCUGAUGUUAAAGACGGGAAUUGUCUGCAGUGAGCAGUGAUCCAGCACCUCCGAACCCAUUAUUCAGCUGCUAGGCCAAGUAGGACCACAUCACCUUGUAGAUCCUCUCUGUUUGUGUCCAGCGGGCAGUGAGCUGCGUUCUGUCCGCUGGCUUCUGGGUUCCUGUGUCCUCCUUGUUAGGAUGCUAUACCCUGUAACGUGGAUAUGACUAUUGGGGUAACUAUCGUUGCCCAUUCGAACUCGGUCAAUGGGCACUUAAAUAGAAAAAGCAUAUGUGCGUACAUGUAGCUCGCUUACUGUGUAUGAAAAGCCAGUUAUAUUUCCAAGCAUAUUCUUAAAUUACAUGUUUAAAUAUUUUCUGUUUUGCUGAGUUUCUUAGUUGUGCAGCUGUUCUUAGGUUUCUUGAAUUUUGCACUGGGAGCCCAACUGAAAAUUGAAUUGAAGUCAGAAGCAUUUCUCACCGCAGUUACAGUGAAGUAAACUGUAAUAAUGAGAAAUCUGAAGUGAAAUAUAUUGUGAUCCAGUUUAGCGACUGUGCUUCUCAAAUUGGAUCUUCUUUAGAUUGUACAGGACACAAAAGAAAAAUGAUGUAUUGGUUUUGUCUGGUGCAUAUCAAAGACUGCCUGCCUUGAUUUUAUUGAUCUCCAUGUACAGUAAGAACAGGAUGGUGAAUGAUACUGGACUUUGAUUUGGGGAAAAAAAAACAGUCGCACCAAACCAAACUGAUGGCUUUAGUACUGCAGUGAGUGCUGAGCCAGUUAGAAACCUGGGUCCUAUGUCUGCUUGUCUGUCUAUAACCAUGCAUGCUACUUUUGCACUGUUAUCCUGAGUGGAAUAAUCAAUCCUCUUAUGGAAAAAAAAAAUGCCAAAAUGCUCGUGCUGCAUCCUGUAUAACUAAAAAUGCACUGUAAUCACACAUAUUUUGAAAUAAACUUGAUUAAAAAAAACAAA